Dictyostelium discoideum AX4 is the source of this 375-nucleotide messenger RNA. RefSeq lists its product as hypothetical. Bases 1 to 375 code for a protein of 124 amino acids. The transcript has a single exon. The record is from RefSeq and is a predicted model, not a curated record. Lineage: Eukaryota; Evosea; Eumycetozoa; Dictyosteliales; Dictyosteliaceae.
AUGAUUGCUCAACCACUUUCAAUUUUAACAUUAAACAUUGACGAUAAAUUCAAUCAACCAAUUGUCAUCGGUGAUUUACAAGAAAGUAUUACUUCAUUGUCAUUGGGAUUCGAAUUUAACCAAACCAUCGCACCUGGUGCCCUCCCAAACAAUCUUAGAUCAUUAUCAUUAGGCCGUAAUUUCAAUCAAACUAUCACUCCAGGUAUUUUACCAAAUAGUUUAAAAACUUUAACAAUUUUAAAUCCAGAUUUUAACCAAGAAUUAAUUACAGAAGGUUCAAUUCCACCAUCUUUAGAACGUAUUUAUUGUGUCUCUGAAAAUAAAGAAUUUAUAAAUAAUCCAGGACUUUCAAAAUUCAUUCAAAUUAUUAAAUAA